CCCCCUGAUCUCUUUGUGUGUGUGUGCGCGCGCGCGGGGUGUGUAGUGUGCGAGGGAGAGAAAGAGGAGACGGCGUCGUGCGCACACGCUGCCUACAAAAAACACGGAAAUAUAUUUAAAUUGUAUGUAUAACCUUACCGUUACCAUAACAUAAAAAGCUUCCAAGUAUUGAUUGAUAGACAAAGUGAGCCUGGAGUUACUGUUUUUGGAAGCUGUGUGAAUCAAGUUUCAAAACUGGGUCAGAACUCUGGAUUAUCCUACCAUUAAAAAACUUUAUUUAGUUAGCUAAACUCUUAGCUAACUAAAUAUAAAGUUUUCUGCUGUCCGCUAUGUCUGGAAGCGAGGAUGACAGAGAUGAUUAUGGAGCCCCCGAGGACCGGUUAAUGCACGACGAUGAGGAUGAGGAGAUCUCGGAGAAUGAGACUCCGAAGGUGAAGAAGAAGAAGAAGGCAAAGAAGAGCAAAGAGAGCAAGGGCAGCAAGAGGCGCUCACGCAGAGAGGAGGUCCCGAUCAGCUCCCCGGAGGCCAUGGACGUGGGCCCAGUGGAGGAGGUUGAGGAAGGCAGCGCCAUCCUGCGCUCUGACAGCGAAGGCAGUGACUACACUCCAGGACGCAAAAAGAAAAAGAGAGCCAGCAGCGGCAAAGAAAAGAAGAGGAGCAGUUCGGGGGCAGAGAGGAGCAGCUCCAAGAAGAAAGACCCGGAGCCCGAGGAAGAAGAUGAUGACGACGACGACGAUGAUGAUGACGACAGCUCGGAGCCAAAGACGUCAUCCCAGCUCCUUGAUGACUGGGGCAUGGAGGACAUCGACCACAUCUUCACUGAGGAAGAUUACCGCUCUCUGACCAACUACAAGGCCUUCAGCCAAUUUGUCAGGCCCCUCAUCGCAGCCAAGAACCCUAAGAUCGCCGUGUCCAAGAUGAUGAUGGUUCUUGGGGCCAAGUGGCGUGAGUUCAGCACCAACAACCCCCUGAGAGGAGCCGCCGCUGCCAACGCAGCCCUGGCCACCGCCAACGUGCCGGCUGCGGUCGAGACCAUGGUGGCGGAGGCCGCCCCGGUCGUUGUAGCACCACCCCCUCCAGUAGAGCCUCAGCAGCCCCCCCCACCGCCUCUACGCAAGGCCAAGACAAAGGAAGGCAAAGGCCCUAACUGCCGCAAAAAGUCAAAACCAACACCUAAAGCAGCAGACAAGAAAAAUAGUGCCAAGACCAAGAAAGUGGCUCCUCUCAAAAUCAAACUGGGAGGCUUCAACAGCAAGCGGAAACGCUCAUCGAGCGAGGAGGAUGAGCCUGAAGUAGACAGCGAUUUCGAGGACGGCAGCACGAACAGUGUCUCUGUCUCGGAGGGAUCCAACAGCCGCAGCAGCCGCAGCAAAAAGAAGCCUUCCAAGAGCAAACCCAAGAAAAAGAAAGAAGCAGAGGAAGGGGACGGCUAUGAGACGGAUCACCAAGACUACUGUGAGGUUUGCCAGCAGGGCGGAGAGAUCAUCCUGUGUGACACCUGCCCCCGAGCGUACCACAUGGUCUGCCUGGACCCCGACAUGGAGAAAGCCCCCGAGGGCACGUGGAGCUGCCCACACUGUGAGAAGGAGGGCAUCCAGUGGGAGGCCAGAGAAGAGGUUUCCGAAGUCGAGGAGGACAUCGCCGAGCCCGAGAUGGAGGAGGACGACCACCACAUGGAGUUCUGCAGGGUGUGUAAAGACGGUGGAGAGCUGCUCUGCUGCGACUCGUGCCCCUCGUCAUACCACAUCCACUGCCUCAACCCGCCACUCCCGGAGAUCCCCAACGGAGAGUGGAUCUGCCCCCGAUGCACGUGUCCGGCCAUCAAGGGGAAGGUUCAGAAGAUCCUGACAUGGCGGUGGGGCGAACCUCCUCCUCCAACACCAGUCCCUCGACCCCAUGACCUCGCGCCAGAUGCCCCCGAUCCCUCGCCACUGGCAGGGCGGCCUGAUAGGGAGUUCUUCGCCAAGUGGUCCAACUUGUCGUACUGGCACUGCUCCUGGGUCACAGAGCUCCAGCUUGAGAUUUACUGUCAGGUGAUGUUCAGAAACUACCAGCGGAAGAAUGACAUGGAUGAUCCGCCGCCCAUCGACUUUGGGGAAGGCGAGGAGGCCGCCGAAACAAGUGUUAAGAGGAAGAGCAAGAACCCCAUGUACGCAGAGCUGGAGGAGAAAUACCUCCGCUUUGGAAUCAAGAUGGAGUGGCUGAUGAUCCACCGCAUCAUCAACCACAGUUUGGACAGGAAGAAUAACGUCCACUACCUGAUCAAGUGGAGAGAGCUGGCGUACGACCAGGCCACCUGGGAGGCCGACGACAUGGACGUCCCAGAGUUUGACAUCUUCAAGGUGCGGUACUGGAACCACAGAGAGAUGGUGAUGGGAGAUGAGGGGAAACCCGGGAAGAAGAUCAAGGUGAAAGGAAGAGUGAAGCGGCCCGACAAACCUCCAGAGAACCCUGUUGUGGAUCCGACCAUUAAGUUUGACCGACAGCCUGAUUACCUGGACGUCACGGGGGGGAAGCUGCACCCCUACCAGCUGGAGGGUCUCAACUGGCUGCGCUUCUCGUGGGCUCAGGGCACCGACACCAUCCUGGCCGACGAGAUGGGGUUGGGAAAGACGGUGCAGACCGCUGUCUUCCUCUCCUCGCUAUACAAAGAGGGCCACUCUAAGGGGCCGUUCCUGGUCGGCGCCCCACUAUCCACCAUCAUCAACUGGGAGAGAGAGUUUGAAAUGUGGGCCCCCGACAUGUACGUGGUUACGUACGUCGGUGACAAAGAUAGCCGAGCCGUCAUCAGAGAGAACGAGUUCUCCUUCGAGGACAACGCCAUUCGAGGAGGAAAGAAAGCCUCCAGGAUGAGGAAAGACUCGUCGGUCAAGUUCCACAUCCUCCUGACCUCCUACGAGCUGAUCACCAUCGACAUGGCCAUCCUGGGCUCCAUCGACUGGGCCUGCCUGGUGGUGGACGAGGCCCACAGACUGAAAAACAACCAGUCCAAGUUUUUCCGGGUGUUGAACAACUACCCUCUGCAGCACAAGCUGCUGCUGACUGGAACGCCUCUGCAGAACAACCUGGAGGAGCUCUUCCACCUGCUCAACUUCCUCACACCGUUGAGAUUCAGUAAACUGGAGAUCUUCCUGGAGGAGUUUGCCGACAUCGCAAAGGAAGACCAGAUCAAGAAGCUGCACGACAUGCUGGGUCCUCACAUGCUCAGGAGGCUGAAGGCCGACGUCUUCAAACACAUGCCCUCCAAGACGGAGCUCAUCGUCCGAGUGGAGCUCAGCCCUCUGCAGAAAAAAUACUACAAAUUUAUCCUGACGAAAAACUUUGAGGCUCUGAACUGCAAAGGAGGAGGAAACCAGGUUUCUCUGCUCAACGUCGUCAUGGACCUCAAGAAAUGCUGCAACCACCCCUACCUCUUCCCCGCUGCUGCUAUUGAAGCUGCAAAGAUUCCCAACGGGAUGUACGAUGGCAACGCUCUCACAAAGGCUGCUGGGAAACUGACGUUGCUGCAGAAGAUGAUGAGGAAGCUGUAUGAUGGAGGACACAGAGUGCUCAUCUUUUCUCAGAUGACCAAGAUGUUGGACUUGCUCGAAGACUUCCUAGAGAACGAGAGCUACAAGUACGAGAGGAUUGAUGGAGGGAUCACUGGCGGGAUGAGACAGGAAGCUAUUGAUCGCUUCAACGCUCCUGGCGCUCCGCAGUUUGCCUUCCUGUUGUCAACAAGGGCCGGGGGUCUGGGUAUCAACCUGGCCACGGCCGACACCGUCGUCAUCUAUGACUCCGACUGGAACCCCCACAACGACAUCCAGGCCUUCAGCAGAGCUCAUCGUAUCGGUCAGAACAGGAAGGUGAUGAUCUACCGCUUCGUCACCAGGGCCUCGGUGGAGGAGAGGAUUACUCAGGUUGCCAAGAAAAAGAUGAUGCUGACUCACCUAGUGGUCCGACCCGGUCUCGGAUCCAAGACGGGCUCCAUGUCCAAGCAGGAACUAGACGACAUCCUCAAGUUUGGAACAGAAAUGCUCUUCAAGGACGAGUUGUAUGGGACUUUAGGAGAUCCCAAGAACAAGGACGACGACGGCAGCGUCAUCCACUACGACGACAGGGCCAUCGACCGUCUGCUAGACAGGAACCAGGACGCCACCGACGACACGGAGCUAGCCAGCAUGAACGAGUACCUGAGCUCCUUCAAGGUGGCUCAGUAUGUGGUCAAAGACGAGGAGGAGGAGGAGGAGGAGGUGCAGCGAGAGGUCAUCAAGCAGGAGGAGAGCGUGGAUCCGGACUACUGGGAGAAGCUGCUGCGUCACCACUACGAGCAGCAGCAGGAGGACCUAGCCCGCAACCUGGGCAAAGGCAAACGUAUCCGCAAACAGGUCAAUUACAACGACGGCUCCCAGGAAGACCGGGGUAAGAGCAGAGCUGAUUGGCAGGAUGACCAGUCUGACGGCCAAUCGGAUUACUCUGUGGCAUCUGAGGAGGGAGACGAAGACUUUGAUGAGCGAACAGAAGCCAACUCUCGCAGGCCGAACAGGAAGGGCCUGAGGAAUGACAGAGACAAGCCGCUGCCCCCCCUGCUGGCCAGGGUGGCCAGGGUGGGAGGCAACAUCGAGGUGUUGGGUUUCAACUCUCGCCAGAGGAAGGCCUUCCUGAACGCAGUGAUGCGUUAUGGGAUGCCUCCCCAAGACGCAUUCACCACCCAGUGGCUGGUCCGAGACCUGCGAGGGAAAUCUGAGAAAGAGUUCAAGGCGUACGUCUCUCUGUUCAUGCGUCACCUGUGUGAGCCCGGAGCCGACGGAGCCGAGACCUUCGCAGACGGUGUCCCCAGAGAAGGGUUGUCACGGCAACACGUCCUCACCCGCAUCGGCGUUAUGUCACUCAUUCGCAAGAAGGUCCAGGAGUUCGAGCAUGUAAACGGUCAGUGGUCGAUGCCCUGGAUGGCCGAGCUGGAGGAAAGCAAGAAGGCCGCAGCUCUGCCCGACUCCCCGGGGAAAACCCCGUCCACCGGCACCCCCGCCGACACGCAGCCCAACACACCUGCUCCAGUUGACGAAUCCUCUUCAAAGAACGAGGAGACAGUGAAGGAUGCAGACAAGGACACGGAGAAGGAGGUUAAGAAAGAGGGCGAGGUGGAGAAGAACGGCAAAGAGUCGGCAAAGAGCAGCAACGAGGUGAUCUCCAUCCCGGACGACGACGAGAAAACUCCGUCAGCCGAGCCGGAGGCUAAGAAGAACGGGGAGGAGCCCAUGGAGACGGACAAACCGAGCAACGGAGAAACGGAGAGCGUUAAGGAGAAGGAGGGAGAAAAGGAGAAGGAAGGCGAGAAGGAGGGAGAGAGCGAGGAGAAGAGUCCAGAGGAAGGAGAGGAAACCAAGUCGCCUGCCGAGGCCAAGGCGGAGGGGUCAGAGGUCAAACCUGAGGAGACCGAGGUCAAAGCAGCAGAAGAAAAGAAAGACGAAGAGAAGAAAGAAGAGAAGAUGGACACCGCUCCUGCAGAUGAUAAGAAAGUGGACCUGAAGGAGGAGAAGGAGCCUCAGAAGCCGGAGGAGGCGACCAAGCUGCAGAACGGAGACGGCAGCAAGGAGAGCGCCUCCACUGCCGUCACACCCGCCAUCUCUGCUGCCACCGCCGCCGCCGCUGUGGUGGCCGCCGCCGCCAGCGAGGAGAAGAAGAAGGCCAAGACCAGAUUCAUGUUCAACAUCGCUGACGGAGGAUUCACGGAGCUCCACUCUCUGUGGCAGAACGAGGAGCGGGCGGCCACCGUUACCAAGAAAACCAAUGAGAUCUGGCACCGUCGUCAUGACUACUGGCUGCUGGCUGGCAUCAUACAACAUGGUUAUGCCCGCUGGCAGGACAUCCAGAACGACGUGAAGUUCGCCAUCCUCAACGAACCUUUCAAGGGAGAGAUGAACCGAGGAAACUUCCUGGAAAUAAAGAACAAGUUCCUCGCCAGGAGGUUCAAGCUGUUGGAGCAGGCGCUGGUGAUCGAGGAGCAGCUACGUCGUGCCGCCUACCUCAACAUGUCCGAGGACCCCUCCCACCCCUCCAUGGCCCUCAACACCCGCUUCAGUGAGGUGGAGUGUCUGGCCGAGUCCCACCAGCAUCUCAGCAAGGAGUCCAUGUCCGGGAACAAGCCGGCCAACGCCGUCCUGCACAAAGUGCUGAAGCAGUUGGAGGAGCUGCUGAGCGACAUGAAGGCGGAUGUCACCCGCCUCCCGGCAACCAUCGCCCGGAUACCGCCGGUUGCCGUGCGACUCCAGAUGUCAGAGAGGAAUAUCCUGAGCCGGCUGGCGAGUCGAGGAUCAGAGACACAGACACAGUCACAGACACAGUCACAGACUCAACAGAUGUCGCAGCAGCAGAUGUCGCUGCAGCAGAUGUCGCAGCAGUCGCAGCAGCAGCAGCAGCAGCAACAGCAGCAACAGCAGCAACAGCAACAGCAGCAGCAGCAGCAGCAGCAGCAGCAGCUGCAGUAGACGGAAAAUCCGCGCUUUACCUCGAAAACCAACCCCCUGCCUCACCUCGACAUUCCUGAUUGGUGCACAGCAGACUGACGGACAGCGCGCUCAAGCUUGAAGCCACGCCCAGUUCACGUCCCCCCCCCCCAAACAGACUUUAAACAGAGUUUUUCUGGAGGAUCGAAUCCCUUCCCCAACGUUGAGACUGUGGACAGAAAAGCUAUUUUAUUUUUUUUUCUCCUUUUUUCAAUUUCUGUAUUAAUAUUAUUGAUAUAAUGUUAUUAUGAUGGUUUUUUGGGACCUAAAUAAAAAAAAAAAAUGUUAUAAA
Messenger RNA from Notothenia coriiceps (black rockcod), 6777 nucleotides. RefSeq names its product chromodomain helicase DNA binding protein 4a (gene chd4a). The transcript is spliced from 41 exons. The coding region runs from base 330 to 6467 and encodes 2045 amino acids. Gene Ontology annotation, molecular function: chromatin binding; ATP binding; histone binding. Gene Ontology annotation, biological process: chromatin remodeling. Lineage: Eukaryota; Metazoa; Chordata; Actinopteri; Perciformes; Nototheniidae. Gene Ontology annotation, cellular component: chromatin; nucleus; NuRD complex. The record is from RefSeq and is a predicted model, not a curated record.